Carlito syrichta (Philippine tarsier) is the source of this 3867-nucleotide messenger RNA. It is a transcript of the gene NCAPG2, whose product is annotated as non-SMC condensin II complex subunit G2. The record is from RefSeq and is a predicted model, not a curated record. Gene Ontology annotation, biological process: mitotic sister chromatid segregation. Gene Ontology annotation, cellular component: condensin complex; nucleus. NCBI's taxonomy places the organism in Eukaryota, Metazoa, Chordata, Mammalia, Primates, Tarsiidae. The transcript has 28 exons. The coding region runs from base 146 to 3568 and encodes 1140 amino acids.
GCGAGAGCGGCGCUUGAUGACGUGAGGGGAGGCGGGGCGCGUCGUGGGCGCCGGCGGGUGCGUUUGAAUCUGGUCCGAGCGCGGGAAGCUGGGGUCCCGGAACCCAGGGUUACAAGAUAAACGCCAUUUGAAUGUUCCAUCUGCCAUGGAAAAACGUGAGACAUUUGUUCAAGCGGUGUCUAAGGAGCUGGUUGAAGAGUUUUUGCAAUUUGUUCAACUUGAUAAAGAUGCCUCUGACUCUUUCAGCCUAAAUGAAUUACUAGAUGAAUUAUCAAGAAAACAUAAAGAAGAAUUAUGGCAAAGGCUGAAGAAUUUAUUGACAGAUGUGUUAUUGGAAAGCCCAGUGGAUGGUUGGCAAAUAGUGGAAGUCCAGGAUGAAGAUAAUAUGGAAACAGAGCAUGCCUCAAAAAUGAGAAAAAAAAUAGAAAUAAUUCAUGCAAUUACAUCCGUGAUUCUUGCUUCUGUAUUUGUAAUAAAUGAAAGUGAGAACUAUGAAGCCUUACUGGAAUGUGUUGUUAUAUUAAAUGGUAUUUUAUAUGCAUUACCUAAAUCUGAACGAAAACUACAAAAUUCCAUUCAGGAUUUGUGUGUUACAUGGUGGGAGAAGGGCCUGCUUGCCAAAGAAGACAUGGGAAAGACAGCUUUUGUCAUGUUACUAAGGAAGAGUCUUGAGACUAAGACAGGUGCAGAUGUAUGUCGGCUUUGGCGUGUCCAUCAAGCUUUAUACUGCUUUGAUUAUGAUUUGGAGGAAAGCAGAGAAAUUAAAGAUAUGCUACUUGAAUGCUUCAUAAAUAUCAAUUUUAUCAAGAAAGAAGAGGGAAGAAGAUUUCUUAGUUCUCUCUUCAGUUGGAAUAUAAACUUUAUUAAAAUGAUCCAUGGUACUAUUAAAAACCAGUUACAGGGAUUACAAAAGUCUUUGAUAGUAUACAUUGCAGAAAUUUAUUUCAGAGCUUGGAAAAAGGCUUCAGGGAAAACACUGGAGGUAAUCGAAAACGACUGCAUCCAGGAUUUCAUGUUCCAUGGGAUCCAUCUUCCACGGAGGUCUCCAGUGCAUUCCACAGUGCGGGAGGUGCUGAGUUACUUUCACCAUCAAAAGAAAGUUCGGCAGGGAGUGGAAGAGAUGCUUUACAGAUUAUACAAACCCAUCCUUUGGAGAGGAUUAAAGGCCAGAAACUCUGAAGUUCGAUCAAAUGCUGCAUUACUGUUUGUUGAAGCAUUUCCUAUUAGGGAUCCAAAGCUUCAUGCUAUUGAAAUGGACAGUGAGAUUCAGAAACAGUUUGAAGAACUCUAUAGUCUUUUAGAAGAUCCUUAUCCAAUGGUCCGUUCCACAGGGAUCCUUGGUGUCUGUACAAUAACUUCCAAAUACUGGGAAAUGAUGCCCCCGACCAUUCUUAUUGAUCUCCUGAAGAAAAUAACUGGGGAAUUGGCAUUUGAUACAAGCUCAGCUGAUGUUCGUUGUUCUGUCUUUAAGUGUCUGCCGUUGAUUUUGGACAACAAACUGAGCCACCCGUUGUUAGAGCAACUUUUGCCAGGUCUCAGAUACAGUCUCCAUGACAAUUCGGAGAAAGUGAGGGUAGCUUUUGUGGACAUGCUGUUGAAGAUCAAGGCUGUGCGGGCCGCUAAGUUUUGGAAUAUAUGUCCCAUGGAGCACCUUCUGGUUCGGCUGGAAACUGAUUCCCGACCUGUGUGUCGGCGCCUGGUGAGACUCAUCUUUAACUCCUUCCUGCCUGUGAAUCAGCCGGAGGAGGUCUGGUGCGAGCGCUGUGUUACGCUGCUGCAGAUGAACCACGCCGCCGCCAGGAGGUUCUAUCAGUAUGCGCAUGAGCACACGGCCUGUACCAACAUAGCAAAGCUGAUUCAUGUUAUUCGCCAUUGCUUAAAUGCCUGCAUCCAGAGGGCAGCUAGAGAGCACCAGGAGGAGGAAGAUGGAAGAGGGAAGGAGAACACCAGUGUUCUGGACAAUACACUGUCAGUAAACGAUGUUGCAUCCAUGGCAGGUUUACUAGAAAUCAUUGUUAUUCUCUGGAAAAGUAUUCAUAAAAGUAUGGAAAAUAAUAAAGAGGCCAAGGUUUACACCAUUAACAAGUUUGCCUCUGUACUUCCUGAGUAUCUGAAAGUAUUUAAGGAUAAUCGCUGCAAGAUCCCUUUAUUCAUGCUAAUGUCCUUUGUGCCAGCAUCUGCUGUCCUUCCAUUCAGCUGUGGUGUGGUUUCCACUUUGAGAAGCCAGGAGGAGGGCACUGUGGACAAGAGCUACUGUACUCUGCUAGAUUGUCUGUGCUCCUGGGGGCAGGUGGGACAUGUUCUGGAGCUCGUAGAUGACUGGCUGCCCGCAGAACAUCCCCAGGCCAAGAGUAAUGCAGCUUCUAAACGUAAAGUGCAGAUCCAUGAUACGCGCCCAGUGAAACCUGAACUGGCAUUGGUUUACAUAGAGUAUUUGCUGACCCAUCCAAAGAAUCGCGAGUGCCUGUUAUCUGCUCCCCGGAAGAAACUUAACCAUCUUCUGAAAGCACUUGAAACAUCAAAGGUAGAUCUAGAGUCACUUCUGCAGACACCAGGUGGGAAGCCACGUGGCUUCAGUGAAGCAACUGCCCUGCGUGCCUUUGGUCUCUACUGUCGUCUGAGUAUUCAUCUGCAGCACAAGUUCUCCUUGGAAGGAAAAGUUUAUUUGCCCAUUUUGGAAGACAUUGGCUUUUGGUUGGAAAGCAAAGUUUUAUCUUUUAUUCAAGAUCAAGAAGAAGAGUAUCUGAAGCUUCACAGGGUCAUUUAUCAGCAAAUUAUCCAGACCUACUUGACUGUGUGUAAAGAUGUUGUUAUGGUUGGCCUUGGUGACCAUCAGUUUCAGAUACAACUUUUACAGAGGAGUCUUGGAAUCAUACAAACAGUGAAGGGAUUUUUUUAUGUUUCAUUACUUCUUGACAUCCUGAAAGAGAUAACUAGAAGUUCCUUGAUUCAGAAAACAGAUUCUGAUGAAGAAGCUGCAACAGUAUUUGACACAGUCCAGAAAGUAUUUCAGAAAAUAUUGGAGAGCAUUGCACGGAGCUUCAAGAAACAACCAGAAGAAGGCCUGCGGCUCCUUUAUUCUGUUCAGACGCCUCUUCAUGAGUUUAUAACCACCGUUCAGUCUUGGCACACGGACACCCCUGUGCACCGGGGCAUACUUUCUACUCUCAUUGCUGGGCCUGUGGUUGAGAUAAGUCACCGGCUACGAAAGGUUUCUGAUGUGGAAGAGCUUACCUCUCCAGAGUGUCUUUCUGAUCUUCCACCAUUUUCAAGGUGUUUAAUAGGAAUAAUAAUAAAGUCUUCGAACGUGGUCAGAUCAUUUUUGGAUGAGUUAAAGGCAUGUGUGACUUCUGAUGACAUUGAAGGCAUUGUGUGCCUCACAGCUGUUGUGCAUAUUAUUUUGGUUAUUAAUAAAGGUAAACAUAAAAGUUCAAAAGUAAAGGAGGUUGCAGCCACUGUUCACAGAAAACUAAAGACAUUCAUGGAAAUUACUUUGGAAGAGGAUAGCAUUGAAAGGUUUCUCUAUGAAUCAUCAACAAAGACUUUGGGAGAACUUUUGAAUUCAUAAUCAAGCCAGCAUCUCCAGACAUAUAAAAACAGAGGGAAAGGACUCAGAAAAUAAAAUGCUUGCAUAUUUUUCUAGUGUUUUUAAUAUUAAUAAACCAUAUUAAAGGGGAAGGGUGGGACUUUUUUGGGGGGGCGUUGUGAGUAGAGAACUCAAAAGUUCUUAAAUGUUUGCCAGGUUACCUGCACAAAUAAUAUCAAGGACUCCAGGUAUCAAUGAUACAGAAAUCCCUGAUGCAAAGAAAAAGAUACUUGGCUAGCGAAUCUGGUUGUUUUUAAAAUGACUUUUAUAUAUAUAUAUAU